GUGAAGAGUAAUGGAGAGGAUGGAAGAGAAGAGAAGGGAGACCAGUGAGUCAGGGUUUUAUGUGCAGGCUGACUUGAGUGAUGAACCUUCAAGUGAAGGAUUCAAAGACGAAGAGAUAAAAAGAGCGGAUUAUCGAAGAAUCAGGUUCAAACAUAGAACUAAAGCAAACAAGAGUAUAAAGAAUAGGUCAAUAUAGAAGAAUCGGAGGGAUACGUGAACGAUACAAUAAGGCGAUCCAAGGAAAUAAAUGAUGCAAGAAGUGAAACCAGGACGGAAGGAAAGUUGUUACAUACGAUGGGGUAUGAUCCCAGGACAAAAGGAAUGUUUCGGAACGUAGUCAGCUCAGUGUUUAAAAAUAAAAGCCAAAAUCUGCCUUAUCUUAAAAAUAAAACUUCAAAAUUAAAUAUCGGAAAUUAUUUUAACAAAGUAUUGAAAAAUUCAGCGACUCCAGACCCAAAAGAGUUCAAAAAGCUUCCUUAUAAGUUCUCUAAAUACCCAAGCUUCGAGGAUUAUCACAGAAUAGACCUUUUCAAAUAGACUUCAGGAAAGGCUGAAUAGAUCUCUUAAUCUCAAGAUAAAAUAAAUGUCAAAACUCUCAAUCCCCAGUUUUGGUAGAAAGAGAAGAUAAUAGCUACCUACAAAAGACCAAUGAAGUUGAUAAUCCUGCAUCAAGAUCUCUGACUAAGAAGAUUAACCUUGAGAGGAAGAAAUCAAGGUAUAAGAUCAACCAGCCUAGUGAAGUCAAGAAAUACAAAUUUACCAAGACAAAACUUGAAGAUAUCUUCUCAGCCAAUAGAGUCAAGAGAAACCAGAACUUGAGAAAAUAUAACCUAACAACCUUUUCUCAAAAGAGCGAUACAAUGCCAAGAGAUGACCAGAUUAGGGAGAAAAAUGAUAAAUGCACCAAGAAAUGGAUCUCUCCUUUCAUUAAUUUCAAGAUGACACAAAAUUAUAAAGGAAGGAAUCAUGAUUUCAUUCGCCAACAACUCUCAGAAUCGUUUGAAAACAUCAAAAAUAGAUACUUACAAGAGCAAGGAAGGAUAAAGGCUGCUGAGUUAAAAUCUCACAUGACCGAUAUGCCAAGAAGAGAGCAUCCAAAAAUAAUCCCAAUCAAAUAAAAACACACAAUUUAUUUCUCUGAAGCAAUCCAAGAUGGAAGAGAUCACCAAGAGCAGGAAUGUCUCAGCAGCAGUUACAAGUUAUAUUGACAAUAAGAACAAAACUCUAAACUCCCAGCUCUUCUUUGAGAACAAAAAACUCAGUUGUUCUUCACAUGUUUCCAGACUAAUCGAGAGUAUUUACGAAAGAUCCUUCAGAAGAAACAGACUUAACAGUAUUGAGGAGCUUAAAAAACUGUUUAAUAAUACAUCCAUCGUUCGGCACAAGAAAGAGAGGUCAAGAGAGCAAGAAUUCUAUGAGGAUUUCCUACAAUAA
Moneuplotes crassus is the source of this 1434-nucleotide messenger RNA. NCBI's taxonomy places the organism in Eukaryota, Ciliophora, Spirotrichea, Euplotida, Euplotidae. The record is from the annotation of a GenBank genome assembly.